CGGUGAGGUGUCGGCCGGCGGGGCAGCUGCCGGGAGCAGGGGGCGGGUGCGUUGGUCAUGUUUACCUUCGGGCCCGGUAGUCCCGGAGGGGAUGGGACAGCCGGAACCGGGGCUGAGGAGCCGGCACCCCGUGCAGGGCAGGCAGCGGCCACCGGGCCGCUCCCUUCCCCGCCCACGCCGCCGCAGCCAGAGGCUGACGCAGCCCCUCCCCCGUCGCCCUCCCGGAGCCCUCGCCGUCCCGGCGCCCCCUCGCUGUCCCUGGCCGCGCGCGUCGGGGAGCUCGAGCCGCCCGGAGCUCUGGACUCCUCGGCAGCUUCCGCCCAGGGAGAGCCGUCACCACCCUCCCCCCCGCGCCGGCGACCCGGGCCCGACUGCAGGGCGGGGGGCCGGGGCCGCCUCGGCGCCGGCCUGGGCGGCCCCGGCGCGCGGCUAUUCGGGUGGCUGAGAGAACGCAGUCUGGGCCGCGGGCUGUUCGUGGACCCGGCGCGGGACAAUUUCCGCACCAUGACUAACCUCUAUGGUUCCAUCCAUCCCGCGGACUCGGUGUACCUCAGCACCCGCACCCACGGCGCCGUCUUCAACCUCGAGUACUCCCCCGACGGGUCAGUGUUGACUGUUGCUUGUGAACAGACUGAAGUUCUGCUUUUUGACCCUAUAUCUUCAAAGCACAUAAAAACACUUUCUGAAGCUCAUGAAGACUGUGUAAAUAAUAUCAGAUUUCUUGAUAACCGGCUGUUUGCUACCUGCUCUGAUGACACUACAAUAGCACUGUGGGAUCUGAGAAAAUUGAACACCAAAGUAUGCACUUUACAUGGUCACACUAGCUGGGUGAAGAACAUCGAAUAUGAUACUAAUACAAGACUCUUAGUAACAUCAGGAUUUGAUGGAAAUGUCAUUAUUUGGGACACAAACAGGUGUACAGAAGAUGGGUGUCCACAUAAGAAAUUCUUUCAUACACGUUUUCUCAUGAGAAUGAGAUUAACACCAGAUUGUUCCAAAAUGUUGAUCUCCACGUCCUCUGGAUAUCUCUUGAUUUUGCAUGAUCUUGACUUAACCAAGUCUUUAGAAGUAGGCAGCUAUCCUAUUUUGAGAGCAAGAAGAACUACAUCAAGUUCAGAUCUGACCACUUCAAGUUCAUCUGGUCCUAGAGUUUCUGGUUCACCUUGUCAUCAUAGUGAUUCUAAUUCAUCUUCUGAGAAACACAUGUCACGAACCUCACAAAGAGAAGGAGUUUCACCACGAAAUAGUCUUGAAGUCUUAACCCCAGAAGUUCCCGGUGAAAGAGAUCGUGGAAACUGCAUCACAUCCUUACAGCUGCACCCAAAAGGCUGGGCCACACUCCUUCGGUGCUCAAGCAACACUGAUGAUCAGGAGUGGACUUGUGUCUAUGAAUUCCAAGAAGGAGCUCCCGUGCGACCAGUCUCCCCUCGCUGUUCUCUACGACUGACUCAUUACAUUGAAGAAGCCAAUGUAGGCAGGGGUUAUAUCAAAGAACUUUGCUUCAGCCCUGACGGGCGAAUGAUUUCUUCCCCACAUGGCUACGGGAUCCGCUUGUUGGGAUUUGACAAACAGUGCAGUGAACUUAUUGACUGUUUGCCCAAAGAAGCCAGUCCCCUGCGGGUGAUCCGUUCUCUGUACUCUCAUAACGAUGUGGUACUGACGACAAAGUUCUCUCCAACACAUUGUCAGAUUGCCUCAGGGUGCCUUAGUGGACGGGUUUCCUUGUAUCAGCCAAAGUUUUAGGCACAACCUACAUCAAAUAAGGAACUCUUCUGGUGUUUGACUUAUAAAUUACUUCAAUUUAGGUGAAGUAUUUUCUUUUUAGAAGAUCUUAAAAGUUUGGGUCAAGAUCCCAGUUCUUAUGGGUCCAUGAACACACCUGUGACCUGAGUACUUGGUCGUCCAGCAUCGCAGGGGCCUCACCAAGGUACACUCUCUGCCCCAGCAUCUUUUGCCGCAUUCCUCUGUCCUGCUCAUCUGUGCCGCCCGAACUUCCGUUCUGCUUUUGCAUGGUAGUUCUGGUCAAGUUUCUUUCUUUGUUUUUUGAUUUUGGGAUGAAUUUCGUGGACAUCUGGCAGGAGUUUUGGCUGGGUUAGGAGAAACCUGUGGCACUAGUAUUGAAUAAAACCCUGAUGUCUGAUGUCAGCAUACUGGUCAUUGAAAAAGGAAUUCCAUCUUCACUUAGUAUACUUUGGCCUUUUAAAGUUGCUGUUAUGUUUCUCUAUAAUGAGCACAGAUAAUGGCAUUAUUCUCUUAACUGUUAGAUAGUCUUACAACAAAAUGUCUUUUAAGUUUCCUGUUAAAAUGAUACAUAUUUAUUCACCGUGAGGAGAACUUUGUUGUGAAAUGCUGGAAAAAAUAACUACCACCUCUCUUUGUAAUUUACUUGUAUUAAUUUAAAAAUCGCUAGCAUGUGCCCUUACGUGGUAUUUUGUUCCUGUCAAUAGGAUUUAGAAAGGAAAAGAGAAGGAAUGGGCUUUGGUCAUUUUGGUUACAUUGAAGAGGAUUCAUUAGGUUAGUACACCAUCUGGUCAGAGUGAUGAGAACAGCGUGGCUCGGAGUUUCUGUGUUCUCUGCCAGGCUGUUGGACUCACACAGGGUGACACGUGAUGGUAUCGGUGUGGGGGGACUUAAAGAGGUUGUGUUUUACUCUUUAUUCCUUGAAGCAGGUGGCAGGAGCGCAGCCCCCCAGCGUCAGGGAGCAGAGAGCUGUAGUCCUCUCAAGCCGUGUCCUAACUACAGUAGUCAGUAACUUGGAUGUCAAAGCAAAGAGCCCACACAAAGACCUCUUGUGUUUUGUUAUGGAACACAGCAAGUAAAAGGCAUCAAGCAGGGGACAGUCACCGGGCCGGUUGCUCUGAUGAAGUAAGCAGCUUUCUUCUGGUCUCCACUUUGGAUAGUAUUCUCUUAGAAGAAAUCUGCCAGAAGUGGAGUAAUUGAAGCCACACACUAGCCCUUUCCGUCUCAGAUCACAUUCUCUUAGGCCAGUGGUUCUCAAACAUCAGGGUGCAUUACAGUCACUGAGGAGCUUCUGAAGAACAUAGAAACCUGGCCCUUACCUUAGGAGGUUCUGAUUCAGCCAGGGAGAGGAUAGGAGUCUGUAUUUUUAACAAGAACCUCAAGUAAUCUUUAGUCAGGUGGUCCCCGGGGUCACAGUUUGAAAAGCACUACCUGAAACAUAAGUAAGUACUUCUGUGCCUCUCAGGUGCUUGACUCCCGAAGGUGUUUUGAUUUAAAAAAAAAAAAAAAAAAAAAAGUAAAUGAAACCAAUUUUAGAGGUAGAAAAUGCAAUCAGUCUCAUUAUUUGAUCUCAUUUGAUGAAUGAGAAAAGUUAAGUGACUUGCCUAAAGUCAUCUUAAAAAAUUAGUGGCAGAGCCAGAACUUGAAUUCAAGUCUCCUAAUUCCUUGCUCAGGGCAAUUUCUACUGUAUUCUGCUGGCUGUCAAAUCAAUGAUUUAUGAACACUUUUAUUUUGUCUUUAAGUUGUAUUAUUUUGACUACCCUUAAACUGGCCAAUAGUUUGAAAAAAGUGUGGAAGUAGAUGCCGAGAAUUACAGCCGUGAGAAGAAAAGUAUCUUAAAUCUUACAGAAAUGCUAAAUGAACCCAAAUACAUGAAUAAAACUGACAUUUCUUUGUAGGACCCACCAGACAGCCAUGUACACACGUGGACAGAGCUUACAUCUCACUUGGAACAAGGUCGACUCUAGGACAGAUUUGUAAAAUUAGAUCAUUUCACCAUGGAUGGUAAACAAAUUGGAAUUUUUUAGCCAGCAAGAAAAGUACCACAAAGUAAUGAAAACAGGUUUGCCAUAAACUUUUUUUAAAGAAUCCACAUAUUUAAAGUUUUAGAGAUAAAAGCACCCAAUGUUAACAUUAAAAAUCAGCUACUAAGUACAAUAAUUAAUAUUUUUAAAAAGGUUCCAUAAAUUGCAUCCCUUUUGGAGGGAGUUGCAGGUCAGAUGCGGGUCACCCAGCUCUGAAUUUCAGUCCAGGAUUCAUUAACCACUGUAGGGUUUCUGUGGUGUCAAAUAAUGUCCACACUCUACUACUAACCCCCACAAACUACCUUGCAAGGUAGGUGACAUGAUCACCAACUGACUUUGGAGGAAAUGGAGGGUCAGGUUAAGUGAUUUCCCUUAAGUCACAGAGCUGGCAGCGGGUGGGAAUGCUGGGAUUCAAACCUAGGUUUGUUUUAGUCCAAAGCCUGUGCCUACUACUCUACCGUUUUGCCCUUUUGUUUGUAAAGGAUGGGAAACUAGCCUGUUAAUAUGUUUAGCAUCCUCUGUAAAUUCUUUAUUACAGAGCUGGCUUACCUUCUGCACCAUGUACGAGAACAUCUACAAGACUGGAAAUUUCCAUUAGAAUUAAUACCAUAAAAUGCAGGGCGUACAUACAGUCCAUUCCUAACUGGAAAACUGCAAACAUGAUAAGUAUCUGUGAAGUAAAGGAAAAUGUAUAUAGCCUUGUAUAAAAAGAGAGCCACAAGGUGAGAACUAAAAAUUAGCCAGCAAACUCAACAAAACAAUCCUUAUCUUCUUUGAGCUAUAGUCGUGAUCAAAAAAUCAUGAGGGGGAUAUUAAUCCAGGAAUUACAGGGCAUCAGGAACGCUAGACUCUUGGAGGAAACUGCAGCGUACAAUUUCAAGAUCUCAUUUCACUUCAGAGUAUAAAAUCCAAUCUGGUGUUUUUUACUUUAAAUUCUAGUCGUUUUUAUUCAUGAUAAUUGGUGAGUGUAUUAUCAUUGGUAAUGUGGUAUAAUUGUUGGUAAACAUGGUAUAAAUUACUUGUUUUAAAAAGCUUUCUACAGGGGUGCCUGACUGGCUCAGGGGUGGAGCAUGCAACUCGUAAUCUUAGGGUCAAGAGUUUGAGCCCCACCUUGGGGGAGGGGGUUGAUUGUACUUUAAAAAUGUCUUGAAAACGUUUCCUACACAACAGUAUAUUAAUGGCAGUGCUGCUGAAUUAGGAACUUCAAAUAUUUAGUAGUUUCUUUAAUUAGGAAAAUGAAGUGGCUAAAGCAAAUGAGACCUCUAUCUUAAUCUUUUGAGAACAGGUGUGACCUUUUUUCUCAGAAGCCCAAAGAACAUGUGUAUUUUGUUAUUUCUCCUUGUUAACAUCUGAGAUGAGGCUAUACCAAAAAUUUUAGGAAAACAAGCAAGGAAAAGGUUCCCUACGACUGUGUCUAGAACCAAGAUCACAUUAUAUCAUGGCUAAAGUUUUGUUUUCUAGAAAGUGCAAUAUAGGAAAAACACUCUGAGAAACUUUUAGAAACCUAGUGUUUCCGCUAUUAGAAUAUAUGGUAUUGGCAUCCAUAAGUAUCUGUUAAAACUUGUGUCUAGCAGGGGACGUAGUCUGAUAACUAAU
Messenger RNA from Hyaena hyaena (striped hyena), 5360 nucleotides. RefSeq names its product DDB1 and CUL4 associated factor 10 (gene DCAF10). Bases 58 to 1743 code for a protein of 561 amino acids. Lineage: Eukaryota; Metazoa; Chordata; Mammalia; Carnivora; Hyaenidae. The transcript has 7 exons. Gene Ontology annotation, molecular function: protein binding. The record is from RefSeq and is a predicted model, not a curated record. Gene Ontology annotation, cellular component: Cul4-RING E3 ubiquitin ligase complex.